Molecule: messenger RNA, 2127 nt
Organism: Cucurbita moschata (crookneck pumpkin)
Lineage: Eukaryota; Viridiplantae; Streptophyta; Magnoliopsida; Cucurbitales; Cucurbitaceae
Product: EH domain-containing protein 1-like
Exons: 16
Coding region: 249-1889 (546 amino acids)
Biological process (GO): endocytosis; endosomal transport
Cellular component (GO): plasma membrane; intracellular membrane-bounded organelle; cytoplasm
Molecular function (GO): GTP binding; protein binding; calcium ion binding
Source: RefSeq, a predicted model, not a curated record
CAAAACAAAAUCUCCUCCGUACCCCGUUUCCCUCGCUCUCUCUCUCUCCGCUUCCGUUCCAGUUCUUUCUCCCUUCUCCUGAAAGGAAGAUAACGACGGAACCAAUUCUUCUGCGUUUUGCAUUCCAUUCACCUUCAACCUAUUGCUUCUUUUUUCCAUGAUCUCGGAGUUCGCCUGGAACUGUAACGAGAUCAACCGGAGGAGGAACCAAUUCACGGGAGCUAACACUUGUUUUCUUGUUUCUCUUAAUGGAAGUUCCCAAUCCUAUCGCUUCCUGCUCCCGAGAGCAGCAGAAGAUCUAUCAGGAGUGGUUUGAUUACGCCGAUUCUGAUGGAGACGGGCGUAUCACAGGGAAUGAUGCUAUUAAGUUCUUUUCCAUGUCUAGCUUGUCUCGGCAAGAUCUCAAGCAGGUGUGGGCAAUUGCAGAUUCCAAGCGGCAAGGAUAUCUUGGGUUCACCGAGUUUAUUACUGCAAUGCAGCUUGUUUCUUUGGCGCAAUCUAGAGGGGAAGUAACUCAUGAUGCAUUGACUUCUUGCAGCCAAGAUGAAUUAAUGAGUCUGAGUCUUCCUAAAAUGGAAGAACUAGAUGUCAUAUUAGCUAAGAGAGCCCGUAAACAGAAAUCAAAUGACCACGAGACAAACGGUACUUCUAAAUGGCAAUCCCCUGCUUUAGCUAAUUGGUUUUCAGCGAAGUCAUCUAAAAAAGUACCUCUUUCUUCCGUUACAUCAAUCAUUGAUGGUUUGAAGAGACUGUACAUUCAGAAGCUGAAGCCCUUAGAAGUUACUUAUCGGUUUAAUGAUUUUGUUUCUCCAUUACUGACAAAUAGUGACUUUGAUGCUAAACCAAUGGUUAUGCUUUUGGGUCAAUACUCGACUGGCAAAACGACGUUUAUCAAGCAUAUGCUGAGAAGCAGUUAUCCAGGAGCCCAUAUUGGACCAGAACCUACAACUGACAGAUUUGUUGUUGUUAUGUCUGGACCUGAUGAAAGAAGCAUUCCUGGAAAUACAGUUGCCGUCCAAGCAGACAUGCCAUUUAAUGGGCUCACAACAUUUGGAACUUCUUUUCUAUCAAAAUUUGAGUGUUCACAAAUGCCACAUGCUCUGCUAGAACAUUUUACGUUUGUGGAUACUCCUGGAGUUUUGUCCGGAGAAAAGCAACGAACACAGCGAGCUUAUGAGUUUACAGCUGUAACAUCGUGGUUUGCUGCAAAGUCCGAUCUUAUUCUACUUUUAUUUGAUCCCCAUAAACUUGAUAUUAGUGAUGAAUUCAAGCGGGUCAUAGCAUCAUUACGUGGGCAUGAUGACAAGAUUCGAGUAGUAUUGAAUAAGGCAGACCAAGUGGACACGCAACAAUUGAUGAGGGUUUAUGGAGCAUUAAUGUGGUCGCUUGGGAAAGUUCUGAAUACACCUGAGGUUGUUCGCGUUUAUAUUGGGUCCUUUAAUGACCAACCAGUUAACGAAGCUGCUACGGGUCCGCUUGGGAAAGAUCUCUUUGAAAAAGAACAGGAAGAUCUUCUUUCUGAUUUGAAGGAUAUUCCGAAGAAGGCCUGUGAUCGAAAAAUAAAUGAAUUUGUCAAACGUGCAAGAGCUGCUAAAAUUCAUGCCUACAUCAUAAGUCAUCUUAGGAAGGAGAUGCCUACCAUUAUGGGCAAAGCCAAAACCCAACAGCGAUUGCUCGAUAAUUUGGCCGAUGAAUUCGGGAAGGUACAAAGGGAAUAUCACUUACCCGCUGGAGAUUUCCCGAACGUCGACCAGUUCAAAGAGACAUUGUCUGGUUUCAACUUCGACAGCUUUGAGAAGUUGAAACCAAAAAUGAUUCAGUCUGUGGAUGACAUGUUGGGAUACGACGUCCCAGGACUUUUGAAGAACUUCAAAAAUCCCUAUGACUAAAUGAGACAGUAAAUUCGAGUUUUGAGUUUCAGGUAUACACACGGCUGCUUUAGCAUUCUCAAGGUCUUCUUGAACUUAUUCAUUCUUUAUACUAUUUUCUAUUUAAUAAGAGCUUUGACUUUGGAAAAUUGAAAAUUUUGUAGUUCCUUUCUUGGGAAAUAGGUUCAGUUUUCAUGUAAAUGGUAAUAAUGUCGUGUAUUGAAGUAUUAUAAUAUUAAAUAGUUUGUUCCAUGGGUUA